CACUGAAAGGCGGAACUGAUGAGGUGGCACAGAUAGGCAGCACUGACAGGCAGCACUGAUGAUCUGGCACUGAUGAGGCAGCACUGAUAUGCAACAAUGAUUGACACUGAUAGGCGGCACUGAUGGGUGGCGCUGACUAACGGCACUGACUGGUGACACUGCUGGGCACUGAUGAGUGGCACUGCUGGGCAGCACUGAUGGGUGGCACUGAUGGGGGGAACUGCUGGGUACUGGUGGAUGGCACUUCUGGACACAGGUGGUUAUCGGCAGUACUUUCCUCACGCUGUGACAGCGUAAGGAAAGUGCAGCUGAUAACCAACAACUGC
Messenger RNA from Staurois parvus, 326 nucleotides. NCBI's taxonomy places the organism in Eukaryota, Metazoa, Chordata, Amphibia, Anura, Ranidae. The record is from the annotation of a GenBank genome assembly.